AUGAAUAAAAUAUUGAAUACUAUUGAUAAAAUAGAUAUUUUUGGAGUUCCUAUUAAUCUGCUUACUAAUGAAAAGACUUCAGUUUUUCAGAGUAAAGUUGGAGGGAUAAUUACUCUAAUUGCCGGAAGCGUAAGUCUUUCAUAUUUUUUAUAUGUUUUUAUAUACUGGGUAAGCAAUUUAAUUCCUCCUAAUGUAAGUUUUAAGUAAGAAACAAUAGGAUAUGCUUAAUUCCAAAUAUAAACUGCCAUGAUUGAUUUGAUGCUAUAAGAUUUUUCAGGUGAUGUGGAUCCAUUUAGAAAAUAAAAUAACAUUAUAACUCCUCAUUUAUAUGCAGUUAUUGAUACGGCAAUUAUAGAUAGACCAAUCCCUUUAUUUAGUAGUUAAGAGAAGCCUUUUACAAUAUCAUUUGAGAAUAUCACAUUAGUUUUAAAUCAUGAAAUUACUCCAGAUCAGGAUCAUUAAGAAAUGAAACAAUAUUUAAUUGUGCUUGAAAGUUGCUCUAAUGACACUUUGUAAGAUAAUGGUUAUUGUGCUGAUUAGAAAACAAUUGACGAGUAUCUAUAAAAAUUUCAUGGGUUCUUGUUUUUAAGCAUUAAAUUAAAUCAACUUAAUCAUGCAACAAGAGAAUUAGAAGAAUUCAAUAAGUAAUACUAUUAUGCUUUUGAUAUAUUUAAUCCAUAAUAUUCAUAAGUUAUGUUGAAAUAGCAAGAGACAGUCAUUGACGAUGGAUUGUUAUUUAAUAAUUAUAAAAGCUACUAAUUCUUAAAUAAUUAUGAACUCAUAAAUUAGUAAGUUGAUUCAUUCUUUUCUUCUAAUGUCGUAUCAUCAAUGUCCAAAUAACCAUAUAACUUCACAAAUUUUGGAUGCUAUCUAUUUAGAUUAGAUAGUAUCUAAGUUAAAGAAUUGGUUACAAUGCCAAAACUAGGUCAAUUUCUUGCUUAAGUUGGUUCCAUUGUUUAAUUGAUAUUCAUGCUAAAAUACAUAGCUUUAUAUUAUAACAAUAAGCUUCUCUAGAAUUAAUUACAUCACGAAAUCAUUACAAUGUAUUAUCCUGAAUUAAGGAACGUAAAACUUACUAUAUUUAAUAAAUUGGAGAUCAAAGAGAGUACUGAUAAUAAACUCAAAUUUUCGAUUGGGGAUUUUAGGCUUAGAUAUAACUUUUUAUUAGAAAGGGCAAGGGAGAAAUGUCGGUUUAAUAAUAUAUUAUAUGAGAUUUCGAGAAUUUAAUUUAUUAUUUAGUAACAGUUUGGAGAUUCAGUCUUAUAAUAGAGUCAUUCAUUGGGAGGAAAACUCUAAAGUAAUUAUUAGGAAUUUUAAAAUUGCAAAGAAACAAACAGGUUAGCAGUAAAACCAGAUAAUUCUAUUGAUUUAGAGAAUAACUAUAAUGUAUUAGAUCCUUUGGAAAUAUUAUCAAAAUAACCCUGA
Paramecium octaurelia is the source of this 1425-nucleotide messenger RNA. The record is from the annotation of a GenBank genome assembly. Lineage: Eukaryota; Ciliophora; Oligohymenophorea; Peniculida; Parameciidae.